GGAAUGAAACUCUGAGAAUAUUGAAUGAAAUCCUGAAUAUAUUGAAUGAACCCUGAAUAUAUUGAAUGAAACUGAGAAUAUGGAAUGAAACUCUGAGAAUAUGGAAUGAAAGUCAUGAUAUAUUGACGGAAAUUUGAGAAUAAUGAAUGAAGUCUUGAGAAACCAUAAUCUAUAGUCAUAUCCUGACAUCAGUGAUACCUUUCUGAAUUCCUUGACGUUACAAAAUGGCAUCAGAUGAAAUAUUCCAAUACUUUGUUGAACUGGAAAACUUUUUUGCAACAGCUGGUAAUAUUCCGAACGACACAAACAGUUUGGAAUCUUUAUCCCGUCACCUUGAGGAUCAUAUUUCCAUUAUUGAGACAUUCGUAGUGCUUAUGAGUAAUCAUGUUCAACAAAACCUUGCUGAAAGAAGAUUAAGCAUCAUUCUUGAAGGAAUUUACGAGUCCCUUCGGGAGAUGUCGGCUGAAGUAGACCUUCAGGUGGAAGCUGAUAUGCAAGCGCAUGGUAUGGGCACACAUUCUGCAUCUCAGAGAGGAAGGCCAAGGUACAACAUACCAACUGCUCAGCUGACUCACAUGCGGGACUUAGGAUUUAGCUGGAUGGCCAUAUCCCAAAUGCUGUCUGUAAACAUUCGAACACUGUACAACCACAGGACACAACUUGGUUUAGUUGACUAUGGGAGUUUCACCAACAUUUCAAAUGAUGAUCUUGAUCGUCUUCUUACGGAGGUUCUUAGACAAACCCCUGGCUCAGGAGAGACUUACAUCACUGGCAGUUUGAGAGGGAGAGGGAUCAGAGUUCAGCGAUGGCGAGUGCGAGAGCGAUUAAGAACAGUAGAUCCAGUGGGAAGAGCCUUAAGAGGACGAAGGGCAAUUCAACGGAGGGUCUACAAUGUCUCUGUCCCAAAUCAAGUGUGGCAUAUGGAUACAAACCACAAGUUAAAUCCAUGGGGAUUUGUGUUCCACGGAGGAGUUGAUGGCUAUAGUCGCUGCAUCACCUACCUGAGAUGUUGCACAGACAACAGAGCGUCAACUGCCGUGCAACUUUUCCAGGAUGCUGUUCAUCGAUUUGGACUCCCACAUCAUGUCAGGGGUGAUGCUGGUAGUGAGAAUAUGGAUGUUGCACGCUUUAUGAUUGAAAAUCGAGGGGCAAACAGAGGAAGUUUUAUGGUUGGACGUAGUGUCCAUAAUCAAAGAAUUGAAAGAUUGUGGAGAGAGGUAAACAGGGUGGUGUCAGCAUACUUCAAAGACCUUUUCCUCUUUAUGGAAAACGUUGACAUUUUAGAUAGCACUGACCCACUUCACAUUAGGGCUCUUCACCAUGUUUACCUUCCAAGAAUAAACAGAUCUGUGGAUGAGUUUGUAAGCCAGUGGAACCACCACAGCUUAAGGACAAUGGACAGUAGGUCCCCACUACAACUGUGGACAGUUGGAAUGCUCCAACUUCCUCAGCAUCAAAGACCAGUCAAUCAUUUUCAUGUGCAACGCCCUUAUGAUUACCAACAGUGGGACGUUGAGUUAAGGCCAAUUGAUCCCUUGAUUGACGAUGGAAAUCAUGGGAUAGAACUUUUUUUCGCAGCAUAUAACCUGCUUCAAAGAAAUACUUAGUCUGCUAAGUAAUUUGUUGUUUGCUGUUCAUCAUGUGGCACUGAUAGACACUAAAAGGACAAAAAGCCAGAACAUGCAAAGCAGGAACAUAGAACCCUUUAUUUUUAGAAGGCUUUACCAAAACCUUUAGAUCAAGGGUGCCCAAACUUUUCCCUUGGAGGGCCAAAACUGGAACUCAAUGUUUUCACACUGUGUUUUACAUAGUAUGUUAUGUAUAAUAUGUUUUACAUUUUUAGAAUAGGCAAAAAUAACAUGUAUACUGCAUUCAAAAAACUGCAUAUCUGUAAAGGGGAGACUCGUGGGUACCCAUAGAACCCAUUUUCAGCCACAUAUCUUGAGGUCAGAGGUCAAGGAGACACCUUGACAAAUGGCCAUGCCAGUUUUUCCUCGCCAAAAUUGAACCCAACUUUAGCGUGUUAGCCUCAUGGAAGAACAAAAGUAAAUAACA
Molecule: messenger RNA, 2055 nt
Organism: Sebastes umbrosus (honeycomb rockfish)
Lineage: Eukaryota; Metazoa; Chordata; Actinopteri; Perciformes; Sebastidae
Exons: 3
Coding region: 225-1607 (460 amino acids)
Biological process (GO): DNA integration
Molecular function (GO): nucleic acid binding
Source: RefSeq, a predicted model, not a curated record